CAUUUAAUAAAAAUUGCUUUCUCCAUCGAUCGAUUAACUAAAAUUAAUUAAAACUUCCGGAGAGCAACCCUAUGGUGUUUUUUACGUCUUCUAAAUUAUUGACCAAAAGGCGGAACGAUAGAAGUGCGCGCAUGGCCUUUAGGGUACUCUAUUUUGAUUUAUAAAGUUCUUAGGAGAGUUCUCAUUUCAUUCACGAGUUUGAUGACGAAAUAAGGCACCGAUAAUUCAUUUAUCCUCCGGAAUGGGUACGAUACAGGUGAUCUUAUUAUUAAUAACUGUUAUCAAUUUCGGAGAUCCCGCAUUUGGGCAAAGCGACUCACUAAAAAGUGCACUAAAUGCGAUAGAUCGACGUACAAAAGAUUUGUCGGAAUAUGAAGACGAAUACGGUUAUUCAGUUGACAGACCCGAUGAUACAGUCUUCCUAAAUAAUCCAGAUCGCAGAUUCGACAGAGCCGAGCCGAUAGGAAAACCUUUAGUCGACUAUUUAGACGAUGAUAGUUUUGAACCAGUCACCAAACGAAUUUCGACUGCAUUCAGAGAGAGGCUGGAAGAAGAUAAACAAAGGCAAAUGGAGGAGUUGGCCAGAAACCUAUUAUCUAAUCUUGAAACCAAUACAAUAGCCGGCAACGCUGAUGAUGAUUACCUCCGUCAGCUGUGGGAAAGAUACUAUGGAAACGAGGUUAACUCUUACAAUUACGCAACCGGUCCAGUCAAACGUUAUUAUCCUUCUUACGGCAUAGAAAAUAUUGGACUUAGGAAGCGGGGCAGAUAUGUGGAGAACGACGAUGAACCUCUUUAUACCGUGCACCACCACGUUCCCAGAGACGAUGACACAGAUUACCAAGUGAAUCUUAGAAAUCGAUAUUUGCAAAGGGCGAGCAACUUCGGCCAACCGCGUUACCCGCAUUCGAAUAAAAGGUUCUCUGUCACGAAACGAUCGAGCAAUUACAUACCGGGUGAACGCAAACGAUCGGUCAAAAAGCAAACCGACCCGAAAGUCGAAAAAGACUUGAGCAACAUUUUCGGCAAGCAAAAAAGCGACGACGAGAAAAACGCUACUACAGAAAAGCCAAAACUCGAGAUAAAUCACGAAGAAGUUCUCAAGAAUGUCGAAAAGAAAAGCGUAAAUAAAGAAGUGGAUAUUAAUAAGGAAGUGUUUUCUCCCGUCGAUACGCCCAAUAAUAAACCAAAGCAGGCGCAAAAAAAAGCCAUCGAUUGGUCAGAUUAUUUUGGUCUCGAUAGACGUAAGAAAUCCGAAAAUAGCGGCUUAGACAAAGAAUGGCUGGUUGAACGUUUCCAUAAAGCUGUUGCCAUAACUGCCAAGAAAAGAAACGCCGAACCAUUGCAAUCCAUUCGGAAUCACGCCGCAAAAGGAAAAAAAGAAUCCAGUGAUACGAACCAAUUGAAAGAAGAACAAAGAAUCGAAGAUAUCGAUGCCAAAUUGAAAACCAUGGAAGAUAAAAUCGUCGACGAUGCAUUGAAAUAUACAGGAGCCCAUCAAGAUGACGGCGAUUCUAGAGAAAUACAAGAAGUUAAAGACAACAUAAUUUCUCGUCUAGCGGCCGCUUACAGUUUGGAAAAAAUGCGCAAUGCCUUAGAAGAGUACAAAAACGCCAUUGCCAAUGAAAAGGCACGAUUGAAGCAAGAAGGCAAAUUAUUUGACGACUAUUUAUAUGAAGAAAAGCGCGUGUCUGUGCCUAGAAAAGAAGCGGUCGAUGACAGCAGAGAUACAACUGAUGGAGAUAAUAAUAUCAAAUGUACAUCGUCCGAGGAUUGCCACGAACAAAAUUACAAAACUCCCGCCGAAAUUUUGGAUAGUCACUUUGCCAAUAUAGAUCAAUGUCCAGCAAUUCAAAGAGCUUGCAACGAUGUAGCCUCAAUUAUGGGUCAUUUUGGUCACGUGUUCGAGAGAGCAUGCAAUAUCCACCAGAUGUGUCUCCUAUGCAGCGAUAAUAGUUGGUUCUCUCCGACUCGCCAGUGCAACACGCUAUUCCUAGAUAAGGCAUACGACUUGUGCAAAGGCAAAGAAGAAUGUCAAAAAGAGGCCCAACGUUCCAUUCGUUAUAUGUUAGAUAUUAACAGGUCUCUUCAAGCCCAAUCUUCCGUGGCAGAAGAAUGUGAAAUCGCAUGCCCGGAUAACCAUCAGCCGGUAUCGCAAUAACUGUCAUUUUAAGGAUCCUUAUUGUAUACCGAGAUUUUAAAGCAUGUCAAAACAAAUCGACUUAUGUAUCUUCCGUCUGUCCUUCAAAGUAAAAAGGAACACUUUUCUAGCUCUGUGUAUAAAAAAAAAGCAUUAUCAUUAAAAUUUAGAAAACAGAAUAAUUAUAAAUGUCUAGCUGUUGCUUUCAAAACUGUUAACUGUUAAAUCUGUAAGGUAAGAUCGCAUCGCUUCAAACCCAAAACGAACAUCUAACGUGUUUUGAGCGAUCAGCAAAAUGAAGUAAUUUAAAAAAUAUCUUUAAAUUUUAAAAAAAGAAUAGAACACGACGUGAAAAAUUGUAUAUCGAUGUACUCAUAGUUUAGAAAAACACAAUGUACUAGGAGAGAAUUUUAACAGCGAGUUGCGAAGAUAAUAAAAAAAUUAUUUUGGUUGGUAAAACGACCUCAUUUGCUCUGUAAUAAUUGUGACAAUAAUAUAUCAAAUCCAGAAUAUCAAUUCAUUACAGGGUUCCGAUUGAUUAUUAAAAAAUGCGGUCGUUUUGAAUGGUUUAUUUAUAACGCGAGGAGAUUGAAAUGACUGUUUCUAGACUAUACUAUUUCAAUAU
Molecule: messenger RNA, 2765 nt
Organism: Cylas formicarius (sweet potato weevil)
Lineage: Eukaryota; Metazoa; Arthropoda; Insecta; Coleoptera; Brentidae
Exons: 10
Coding region: 242-2161 (639 amino acids)
Source: RefSeq, a predicted model, not a curated record